AUGGCCAAAGUUGCGUUGAUCACCGGCGGAAACGGUAUCACGGGCUCAGCAAUCAUCGAAUACCUGGCGACGCAGACAACUGCAGAGGAAUGGAGCCAGAUUGUCGUAACUUCGCGAUCACGAUUCCAGACGACGGUCUCGGAUCCUAGAAUCAAGUUCGUGGCCCUGGACUUCACCAAAGAGCCCAAGUCUCUCGCAGAUCUCAUGAAGGAUUCAUGCGCCGCCGUCACCCAUGCCUACUUCUCAUCGUAUGUGCACAAGGACGACUUCGCAGAGCUCAACACUGCAAACCAAGCCUUAUUCGAAAAUUUCCUCGCAGCGCUCCUGCAAGUCGCGCCCAAGCUGGAGAACUGUACACUGCAGACUGGUGGAAAGUACUAUAAUGUGCACCUCCAGGCCGUCGCAUCUCCAGCUAGGGAAGAGGAUCCACGCAUUGGUCGGACGGAAGACAAUUUCUAUUAUUCCCAAGAGGACUUCCUAGCAGCGAAGCAGGCCGGUCAGAAUUGGAGCUGGAAUGUUAUCCGGCCGGAGGCAAUCAUUGGGCAUACGGGCAAGCCUAAUGGCAUGAACUCCGCGCUCACAUAUGCCCUUUACUUCCUCGUUUGCCGGGAGCUUGGACGCGAGGCACCAAUGCCCACGAAUCAGAUUUACAGGAACGGCGCGGAUGACUGUAGCGACUCAGGACUCAUCGCCCAUUUCAGCGUCUGGGCUUCCACCAACCCCAAAUGCGCCAAUGAAGCCUUCAAUGUCGUGAAUGGGGACUACUUCCAGUGGCGAUAUAUGUGGCCUCGCAUUGCCAGCUACCUAGGCGCCACGGCGUCUUCUAAUCCUAAGUUCCAGAAGCCCAUUCCACAGGAAGGUUCGGUCCAACAGGAGUUCAGCCUCGCAGAGUGGGCGGCAGACAAGCGCCCUGUGUGGGACGGCUUGUGCGACAGACUCGGGAGGCCCGAGGCAAAGGCUACCUGGGACGCUGGAACUUGGCAGUACCAGGACUGGGUGUUCCACAGGGCUUGGAGUGCUACCAUUGCGUUCAACAAAGCGCGAGAGUACGGAUUUACCGGCUAUAGGAAUUCGUAUAAGUCAAUUGUGGGCGCUUUUGACCGUUUCAGAGAAGCGAAGCAGAUUCCCGCGUAG
Fulvia fulva is the source of this 1134-nucleotide messenger RNA. RefSeq names its product Short chain dehydrogenase gsfE. Bases 1 to 1134 code for a protein of 377 amino acids. NCBI's taxonomy places the organism in Eukaryota, Fungi, Ascomycota, Dothideomycetes, Mycosphaerellales, Mycosphaerellaceae. The record is from RefSeq and is a predicted model, not a curated record. The transcript has a single exon.